Molecule: messenger RNA, 1483 nt
Organism: Manihot esculenta (cassava)
Lineage: Eukaryota; Viridiplantae; Streptophyta; Magnoliopsida; Malpighiales; Euphorbiaceae
Exons: 1
Coding region: 332-1354 (340 amino acids)
Cellular component (GO): chloroplast
Source: RefSeq, a predicted model, not a curated record
AAAAAUAGAAUUAAGAGGGAUUGUUCAAAUUGAUUUUGAUUUGAUUUGAUUAGAUCUUGAAGCGGAGUUAUUAAUUCCAUGGCCACAGUUACCUCUAAAUCAUUUUUUCAUCAGAAAUGACCAUUCUAUCUGAUUGCAAAUCGAAUGAUUUGUAGUUAAGAUAACCUGUUUUUCUGAAGGUGAGGAUUGUGAUGAUCACACAUGUGGGCCAGGCGAAUACAAGUCAUAUACGGCUAUCUGUCAAUUUGCCAUAAUAUCUUAUCUGCAGUGCAAUGUUAACAUCUGGUUCUCAGCUACCGCAUUCCUGUCUUGUUAAAAGAAAAAAAAAUUCAUGGCUUCCAUCUCUCUCAAAUUUCAUAUGCAUGCUACUAAUCUUUCAACUGAAUUUCUGCAAAAUAAAACCCUCUUCUAUUCUUUUUCAUAUUCUAAAAUCACCCAUCGAAGUCUUGAUUCCCAAUUAUCUUUCUUGCCUUUCCAUGAUGCGCGCCCCUAUAAACCCAAAGCUUCCUCUCUGUCCAUCCACUCUUCCUUAUCUUCCUUUACCCCGCCUUCAUCCAAAGAAGAAGCCGUCCUUCAAGCCAAAACCUGCCUCUCGACUACCCUAGAAAAGCCCCUCAAUAACCCUAAACUUGCUGGUAAACUCAAGAAACUGAAGCAACCCAGAUUCCAGGUCGAAAUCCCAGUCAUCGAUGACUCGCCAACAUCCCUUUCCCAACUUGCUUUUGAUGUUUUUGAAGAGCUACCCAUUAAAAGAAAGGGUUCCAGGAUCAAGAUUCUAAUACUCUGGCCUAGCCCCACGUUGAAAAACACUGCAGUUGAAGCAUUUCAAUCUCAGUCAUCAAACAAUGUUGAGCAAGUUGACAUAUCCUCAGUUAUAAACGGUGAUCCUAGAAUCUUUGGCUUUACUGACGUAGCUGUGUUCGUGGCGCCAGAGAGUUCACAAUUGGCAGCCAUAAAAAGCAUAACUGACAGUUUGUACCCAAAGCCAGUAGUGAUAUUCAACCCCGGAUGGGGUUUUGAAGAGGAGAGCGAUUUUGGUGACUUGAGUGGCUUUGCAGGCUCUUUUGAGGUGAUAUAUUCAUUUGUAGGGUUGGAGGUGAGGGGUGUUUUGAGCAAGAGAAGAGGAGUUGUUUUCAAGUGUGUGAGAGAUGGGGUUGUGAGUGGUGAAAGAUGGACAGUUCUUGUUGAAGAAGAAGGAGAAAUGAAAGUGGUUUCCAGAUUCAAGACCCGGCCAUCCAUAGGUGAAGUUGAGAAUGUUUUGUAUAAUUUGAUGGCUAUUAAUUCGCCUAUAACAAAGUCUGCCAAGUUUUUUAAGGAUCUGGUGUCAAAUGUAACAGGAAGAAAGAAAAUUUAGGGAAUGAGGAUACUGAUUCUGAUUCGUGUUUGUUCUUUUUGAAUGAUUGACAUUUCUUUUGAAUUGUGUCAUUGAAUGCAGACUUCCUUUGUGGUCUUGACCACUAAAUACAGCAUUUGAUUGUGAACA